Molecule: messenger RNA, 5705 nt
Organism: Otolemur garnettii (small-eared galago)
Lineage: Eukaryota; Metazoa; Chordata; Mammalia; Primates; Galagidae
Gene: EFCAB14
Product: EF-hand calcium binding domain 14
Exons: 11
Coding region: 945-2429 (494 amino acids)
Source: RefSeq, a predicted model, not a curated record
UGCGGCUGAAGCGAUGGCCCGGGUCUGGACCCCGCGGCCGCCGCCGCCGCUACCAGCGCGUUGGGAGCAGCCGCGGCUGGAGCCGGAGCGGGGGCCAGAGUCGCGGCUGGAGUGGGGGCGGCGCAUGUGAGUUUUGCUGAGAGUUGCCCGCGCUGGAACACCUCAAACUCUAGGCGGGAGCGCUUUAGGUGGGCCGGGCCGCUGUCGCCUUCAGCACCGCGCUCCUCAGGCCCAGACAGCCAGGCUAGGGGCUGCCUGAGCUUAGGACUGGCUCUUCUCGGGACGAGCCAGGGCACAGGCCAGAAGACGGCGAUCAUCCCACACCCCAGCCGGCUUCCUGGCCUUUUCUCGGCGUCCACGCAGUGCCGGGCUGUCGCGGGUGGGAUCCCCCUUCUGCGGUCGCCUCCCCAGCCAGAAAAGGACUAGCAGGUCCCCACGUUCUUGCUCUGCAUCCCCUGCUCAUCUCAUUCGAGAAUAAGUUUCUUUUCUCUCUCUUUUGGAAAUCCUGUCCCGGAAGUACAAAACAUCUAUUCUGUGCCCUUCUCCAGUUCCUGGAGCACCUUUAGAAAUACUGCGUAUUAUCAGGGCUGAGAAGCUGUCGUUCUUGACUUGGCGUUUUUUCUCCAUUGGGAGUCAAAGGUUACCCCCAUUUUCCAACCUCUCAACUGACACUUUAUGCCUAGGGCCUUAUCCAUUUGGAUCACCAGCUCCCUAGCCAUCUCUAUGUGACUCCCCCCUACCCAACUGAGUUCCAGUUUCCUUUGAGCUCCAAUCUCCAGUUCCCAGUGGAUCUGGUCAGUCCCACCCCUUGGUGGGAGUGACCAGGGGGCUCUGGCCCGGGAUUCCCCACCCUGGAAGGCAGCUCCAAAACAGGAAGAGAAUUGGGCGUCGGGUACCAACCUGGCUGCUCAGGAGUGGGCGCUCCACUCACCCCACACAAGAAGAUGAAAAAGCGCAAAGAACUCAAUGCGUUGAUCGGCUUGGCGGGGGACAGCCGGAGAAAGAAGCCCAAGAAAGGUUCAAGCAGCCACCGCCUACUUCGCACGGAGCCUCCUGACUCAGACUCUGAGUCUACCUCCGAGGAGGAAGAGGAAUUCGGUGUGGCUGGGAAUCGCUCUCGCUUUAUCAAGGGAGACUAUUUACGAUGCUGCAAGAUCUGUUAUCCCCUCUGUGGUUUUGUCAUCCUUGCUGCCUGUGUUGUAGCCUGCGUUGGGUUGGUGUGGAUGCAAGUUGCUCUCAAGGAGGAUUUGGAUGCCCUCAAGGAAAAAUUUAGAACAAUGGAAUCUAAUCAGAAAAGUUCAUUCCAAGAAAUCCCCAAACUUAAUGAAGAACUACUCAGCAAACAAAGACAACUUGAAGAGAUUGAAUCUGGAGAUCUGGGUUUGAAUACAGUCUGGAUAAACGUCACAGAAAUGAAUAAGCAGAUUUCUCUGUUGACUUCUGCAGUAAACCGCCUCAAAGCCAACGUUAAGUCAGCUGGAGACUUAAUCAGCCUGCCUGCCACUGUAGAGGGACUUCAGAAGAGUGUAGCUUCCAUUGGCAAUACUUUAAACAGUGUCCAUCUUGCUGUGGAGGCAGUACAGAAAACUGUGGAUGAACAUAAGAAAACCUUGGAAUUACUACAGAGUGAUAUGGAUCAGCACUUGUUGGGGGAGACUGAUGAUGACACCCAAAUCAUUCUAUCACCUUCAGCCACAUCAGAACUUGACAAUAAAACCCACACUGAGAAUUUGAAAGAGGAUAUCCUGUACCUACACAACUCUUUAGAGGAGGUAAACAGUGCCCUAGUGGGGUACGAGAGACAGAAUGAUCUUAAAUUCGAAGGGAUGAAUGAGACAGUCAGUAAUCUUGCCCAAAGAGUCAACCUAAUAGAAAGCAAUGUGGUUGCUAUGAGCAAUUUAGAAAAGAAAGACCUGUCCUCCAGCAUGAUGGGUGACAGAGCUGCCACUCUGAAAAGAGAGUCUUUGGAUCAAGUGACCAAUAAUACAGAUACAGUAAAAAUCCAAAGCAUAAAGAAAGAAGAUAGUUCAAAUUCUCAGGUAUCCAAGCUAAGAGAGAAACUACAGCUGAUCAGUGCUCUCACAAACAAACCUGAGAGCAACAGGCCUCCAGAGACCGCCAGUGAAGACCAAGUACAGAGUUUCACAUCAAAGCCAUCAGCAUUGCCAAAAUUUUCAAAGUCUCCUGGAGGCCCUGUCAAGAAAGCUGCCCAACUAAGACCUGUCUCUCUACCAGGAAUUUCUAGCAUUAAAGAUCUUCAGGAUUUAUUCCUCAAGACUGGCCAGGACGUGGAUGGGAAGCUGACCUACCAGGAAAUCUGGAACUCACUAGGUUCUGCCAUGCCAGGACCAGAGAGCUUGAAAAUAUUUGAUUCCGAUGGAGAUGGAAGAUACUCAUUCCUGGAGCUAAGAGUAGCUUUAGGUGUCUAGCCUCAUCAGGCAUAUUUUAGAAAUGGCUGUAUACCCAGGACUGCCUAAUAACUACUGACCUAACAAAAACAGCCCUUACCCAUCAGUCCUCUAGUCCUCCUAACUAUUGUAGCAGACACAUUGCCACCUUUUAAUUAUUUGAAGAAGCUGUAUAAAAGUUAUUUUUUUAAGAAAGAAGACCAUUUUACUUAUAAUAAAUAUGAUGUUCAGAAAUUAAUGAUUUCCUGGCACCAGUAAGAUCUUACAUUUUUAAAUUGACAGAAAAAAAAAUAAAGCCCUCUCUUUUUCCUUUCCUUUUUUUGAGGGGAGGAGAUCUUAUCUUUAAACGUGGGUAAUGUGUAUAUAGAGAGAAUAAGCCACCUUUUAUAUUUCACAUAAAUUUGCCUUAAAUUAGCUGCACUUUACAGAGACUCAGAAAAUGUCUUUUCUUUAAAAGAUAGGCCUUUUCUGUUUGUAAAUAUUUAAAAAGAAAGGGUUGUGCAUAUAGUGUGGAAAGUUGGAAGAAUGGCUUCGAACAAGACAUGAACAAAUGACUUGUUAUUAAAAAUUGCUAAUCUAAUCUGGGUAGCAGUUGAAACUGUGUCCACAUCUCCUUAAGGCAUCCUCAAAGGCCCAGAUGCUGCAAUGGGGUUUGGCCUGGUGGCUGGGGGAAUAGAUUCAGGGAGUAAACACUGAAAACAGUGCUGACCCCAGGCUCAGGAAAGUAGGAUUCUGGUCCUUUGUUCCUAUUCCCUCACACAAUCCCAGCCUGGGAAUCAGAAAUCUUAUUGGGCAUUUUUCUCAAUUGUAAUGCUAUUUCAGGGUUUAUGAGCCUAAAACCUUAUCCAUUUUCCCUCCUAGGUAAGCUAGCUUGUCUUCCCCCACCCACCCACCCACUCAAGUUUAUCUUAAAGUUAUAGCUGGCUUCCAUCUCCAGUUCCAUUUUCAUUCUGAAUGGCAGGGCUAACGUCCCUGGGUCACUGUCUCAGAUCGACCAUCCCAGAGCUUUAGAGGAGAGUUAUGCCUCUAAUUUUGACCCAGGAAACCAUACCCCAUGAGAUUUUACCUGGCAGCUAAUGAAGAACCUGGUAUGAUUCUCUAUGGGAAGAAUAAGGCUAAAAAGGUUCUAAAAUGAAACAUGAAAUCCUAUUCAAUAUCCUUACAAUUAGGCUUUCUGUCCAGAGGAUGCCCAGCUAUGGUGGGGCAGGACUGAAGCCAGGGACUUCGUAUGAUGGUAACAAGUUUUUACAAAUCUAGUACAAACAAGUGCAAUGCUCCCUUUUAGUACUUCUGUAGACCUGGCACAAAAGGGCUGGAAGGAUAAUACCUCCAUGUCCUCUGUGUGUUGAGUCUAGACUUUGUGUUGCUACUAGAAGCAGUCUUUGAACAACACAAAAGGAAAAAAUUAUGUAAUAACCUUGCUUUAGGCCAAGUCAGGGAGAAACUAGAGAGGAUUUCAUGGCAUAGACUUCUUUAGUAGAGAUCAUUUCCUUUUUGACUUUGUCCAAGUUGCCCUGUCAGCCUUGAAUACAGUCUAGUACCCUUAAAUAUUUAAGGGCUGCUUAUUUUCUUUAUGAUGUUCAUUUUGGUGUUGACUAAUUUUUUUGGGGGGGGAACUAUUAAAAUUUAGUUAAAGCAAGAUGGGUCUUUUCCCGUGAAUGUGUCUGCUUAUCUCAUAACGGUUUAUGAUUCUCCUUUUUAUUUUUCCUUAACAUUUCCCUUGUUCAUCUCUAUUUCACUUUCUUGGAAAGGUUAAAGUGUGGAUAGAAUUAGCCUGACACUUUAGAUAACUUGAAAAUAACUCUUACUCUUCUGGCUGCCUUCCGUGCCCCCCCACCUCGCCUUUUUUUUAAUAUAUAUGUCCUUACAGACUUUAUAACAACCAAAUAAAAUACUAGCAAUAAAUUGAAUUAUACUGCUGUAUUUGUAUAUACUGUACCAUAAAUAGUAUGUCUACCUGGAAGGUAUUUUUUUCAAGAGCUGAUUUAUAUGAAAUAUACUUGAGGGUAAUGUAGCUUGUCCUUUUUAGUUUCAAAUUCUUAUUCAUAGGCAGAUACUUUGAAGACACUUUUAACUCUUUGUUGUAUGUACCUUUCUUUUGCAUCAAAUAGUAGAGGGAGAAGUCCAUUUUGUUUUUAGUUUAUCUUCUGUUCUUCUACCUCGCUAAGGCUUGUGUGACUAGCAUCAUCCCUGAGCCAGCGUGUAGUACCCACCAUCUUCUUCUCCUGCCAAGUUUGGCAGAGGUGGUUAGGCUGUGCUAUGGGAACUAUAAAUACCUUUGUCAUUCUGCCUGAGAAAGUACCGGAUCUUCCAGGCAGAAGCAGGGUAUCCUGAACUUCUUUGCUCUAAUUUAAAUAGAUUCACUGGCUUAAGAAAAGAGCCCCAGAAGCCUAUAUGUUGUUAAUUUGGGAUUUUUAUUUGUCUUAACUUACCCAGCCUGUGACUUGGGUUCACCUGUAGUCAGCUCCAAGAGGAAGACUGGGUAGUGGUGGUGAAAUUGGCUUUGGUUUUAAAUCCUUUUACCUUUUUAGUCUGGCAGCUUCUACUGCUGCUUUACAAAGUUACCCAAAACACUGCUUCUUGGUCCUUUUUUUCUUUUGCCUUGUACUCACUGAUAGGUUUACUAAAAGAGCCUCCUCAUAAAACAGAGAGGCAAAAAGGUAGUAUAGAAAGAGAAGAGCCAAAAGAAGAGAAUACCUGACUUGGAGAUGACUACAGUAUCAUUCAAAGGGCAGGGGGGUGCCUGCUACUCAGGAAUGUGUCUGAUGCAACAAAGUUGAAAAGUAGACCCCCUUCACCUGCUGCUGGCCAUUCUCCCUUCCACUGGAGUUUCUUUUCUUUAUGGUUGCUAUACAUAACUCCUGCAGCCCCCCUCACUGGUCCCACUGGUCACAGUUGAAGAUUUUGACUAUGAUGGGCUCAUACUUAUAAUGGCCUGUUGAGUUGUUUUUAGUGUCAGGUGUUGUUUGCUACACAGCUCAUUGGCUUGCUUACCAACACCAGCUAGAUGUGGUCUCUUCUUUUACAUCCAAACCAGAACACGUUUGGGUAUUCCUAAGACUUUAUAGAGCGUGUAUUGUUUGUUAUACGAACCUAACCUACCUUGUUGUUUUCUCAUAUUAAGAAAUGUAAAUCUACUUUGUUUUGGUGGAGCUAUUUUGGUAAUGUAUAAGCAAUUUUUGUUCUGUUUGGAGAGUGAAUUCAGGGUUUCUAUGACUUGAUUUGAGCUUUGCUUAUUUCAUAUCAGUAAUAUAGCCAUUUUAAUUUAUCUAAAUAAAACAUUUCCUUUUUCUCUCA